AUGAUCUUCAUAAAUGAUCCCUGUGAAAAUUUAAGUAACUUUGAAAAAAAUAAUGAUGUUGUAAGAGAACUUGAGUACGAAUUGUUUAAAAAAAUCGAAUAUUCACAUGGUCAUGGUAUUUUAUUGCGAAUUCAAGGAAUAAAAUGUGAACUGUUCGCCAGAGUUUAUAAGCACAGUGGAAAUAGAAGUGAGGAGUGUCCUGGUAAAGAUAUACAGAGGAAUAAUCGCAUUUACGAGUUGAAGGAUAACAUAUACUCUAUAAAGGAUUAUAGCUUGGUGAGCAGAAUGAAAGGAGCAAUAAUUAUUAGAACAACUGCAGUAGGCAUAAGUGGAAAUCACCUGGUAAAUAACAAAGAGUGUGCUUUUGAUGACGGCUUGAAUUUCUUCCUAACUGUCGUUGCUUUUAAUCUUUAUAAGCAAGUCAUGUGUACAAAUCAUUGUAAUGGCUAUCAUAAUGAUAGUAAUAAUAUAAAAAUUAGAAGCAACCCUGAGGAAAUACUUAGAAAAUCUUCCACUCUCUCUGAUCUGCAGCGUGAAUAUAUAAUUGUGAAUGUGUCUACUGUCAAAGAAACCCUACUCAUGAACACUUACCUAGUGAUUUUCAAAGUGAAGAGACCGCCAACUUUAAAUCAUAGAUAUGCAAAAUUCGAGGCAAAAUAUCCUGUAGAAGAACUCUUGAAAGUAUUGAAUAAAUCUCAUGAUGUGUGUGAAAAGCACAUUCCUAAUAUUUUUAAACGACGUAGAUCUGGGCGAAACUGCAGCAUGCUGUAUUUUCAUCGAAUAACACAUCUGAAGAUAACAUUGGUGUUUUCCUCUUUCCUAUCACCGUCACAAUGUUCUUUUAAUCUCUUCAAGAAUGGUUGUACUGCUUUGCAGAAUUACCGCAGUAUUACAAUUUCUAGGGGUUCUUAUGGAAGUACAAUUGGUUAUCUGUACCAACAGUUUUGUCAUGGUUGUGACUAUCAUGACAGUCAACAACAGUUUGAAAAUAGUAAUAAUAAUAAUAGUCGUUUUAAACAAAAAACGUCACGUAAAUCUAGAAAUCACAAGACAUCUGAAUCUGACGACAUUCCAGAUAAACUAAAUGUAGCCAACAAACAUACAACUAUGUAUGGUCCUGAUACUAGUAGCCAGUUGAUUGCUUCUGACAUGUCAAAGUAUCCGCUGAAGUCUUACAGGACCUCAAAUGAAGACUGUGAUUUUGUAUUAAGCUGUUCAAAAGAGUGCUUUCAGUCAAGUGAAUCGAACGCAGCCAGUUGUACACCUAGAACGCACGACGGUGAUGACUGUGGCGGUUGUGCUUUAGUAAACAUAAUGCAUACUGUAGAUCAGACUAGAAGAACACAGCCGUCAAGCUACAGACCACUAAACACAUUCGAUUGUGCGUGUAAUCAACAGCUACAGGCACAUCUAUCCAAUGAGCUGAGGAAGAAUCAUAACGAUAAACUGCAACAUUCAGAUAAUCAUAGUCCAGCGAUCACAUAUGUGGUAGUAGCCAUUGAUACCAGAGCAUGUCCAAAAUUUAAUGCAAUAGAGAAAGGAAAUGGUGGAAAGCACCAAAAUGCCAUCGAUUCAGGAAUGUAUAUCAGAGAGAAGAAAAAAAGAAAAAUUGCUUCAAGUUGUCCAACUAUUAGACCGACUGAUUGUAAGAAUGCUGGUGAAUGGGAAGCAUCAUCACUUCCAAAUAAUGAACAUUCGAUUUCUUCUGAAGGUAGUAGGCUAUCAGUGGAAAAGAAAGAUGGUCAUACACAUAGAGAAAAUACAAUUGGAGACUUACAAAGCUCGCCGAAGCCACGAAAACUUCCGAUGAUUGGUCUACAUCGACGUAAUUCAAGUAGGAAACGUCUUUCUGCAAAACAUGAUCAAAUAACACCGUCCAGCCAAUCUGCUGACUCACCACAGGAUGACUCCAUAAAAAUGAAAACAAAAGACAAGAAAAGCCGAAAACUCAAGUCGUCUAGUGGAAGCACACUCCAGCGGGUUCCCAGUAAAAUUAAUAAGGAUUCUAAGUUGUCUGCUGAACAAGAACAGCUAUCAAUGCCUGCAGACGACGAAGUAAAAACCCCAAAGAAGUCACCAGUAAUCCAGAAGCUUAAGAAGGCUUUUUCUUGUCGCCGUUCGUCAAGCAAAACUAAAGACAAGAAAGAUGAUACUCUGAAAUCAUCUACUUCAAAAGAGUCUACUCACAAAACUCCAUAUGUAGAGGUUAGUGACUCGAAACCAUCACAAUCCUCACAGAGACCCAGUGUGGAUAAAAUACAUUUUCAUCUAAAAAGAAAAGAAAUUAGUCACGAUGUUGUGAGCGAAGAAAGUAAUGUGGAAAAGGCUUCAAACAGGUCAUCAUUAGGAAGUCACAGCAGUGGAAUAAGUGGUACAGAAGAGUCAGACAAACACAAAAGGUUUGGACACCUCGUCACAGGCAAGAAGUCAUCACUUGGUAAGGAUAAUCAAAAGGAGCCAAGCGAAAAAUCUGCGCGUAAUUCUGACUCCUCAUCACCGUCACAAGAACCGAAACGUCGUACACGUAAAAAAAGUAAUCGAUUUUUCUCACAUUAUACCACAUCUCAAGAAGACCUGAAAAAAAAAGCAGUAGACAAGGAUAGUGGUGUGACGUUUAUCACUUCACAAAAUUCUCAGCAAUCUCCAUCACAAGAACAUGAACAUAUUAAAGAUAAAAAGCGACGUAAAAAAGACCUCUCACCUAAAUCGAACACCUCGAGUGGAUCUGAGAAGUCCACCCGUAAAUGUAGAAUGUUAUCGUGUGGAAGCAAAUCGCAUAGGGACUCGAGUGACGAUAUGAAUGCUAUGAGGACUUCAGAAACUCCACAGACACUUGAUCCACCACAGGAAAUUAAAGAACACGAGGUUGUGAAGAAUGGAAUCAGAAAGAAGCCAUCUCAUCGUAGUCCAUCUCGUGAAAGUAAAGAUAAGAAACGACGUAAACAGGACGUCUCACCUAAAUCGAACACCUCGAGUGGAUCUGAGAAGUCCACCCGUAAAUGUAGAAUGUUAUCGUGUGGAAGCAAAUCGCAUAGGGACUCGAGUGACGAUAUGAAUGCUAUGAGGACUUCAGAAACUCCACAGACACUUGAUCCACCACAGGAAAUUAAAGAACACGAGGUUGUGAAGAAUGGAAUCAGAAAGAAGCCAUCUCAUCGUAGUCCAUCUCGUGAAAGUAAAGAUAAGAAACGACGUAAACAGGACGUCUCACCUAAAUCGAACACCUCGAGUGGAUCUGAGAAGUCCACCCGUAAAUGUAGAAUGUUAUCGUGUGGAAGCAAAUCGCAUAGGGACUCGAGUGACGAUAUGAAUGCUAUGAGGACUUCAGAAACUCCACAGACACUUGAUCCACCACAGGAAAUUAAAGAACACGAGGUUGUGAAGAAUGGAAUCAGAAAGAAGCCAUCUCAUCGUAGUCCAUCUCGUGAAAGUAAAGAUAAGAAACGACGUAAACAGGACGUCUCACCUAAAUCGAACACCUCGAGUGGAUCUGAGAAGUCCACCCGUAAAUGUAGAAUGUUAUCGUGUGGAAGCAAAUCGCAUAGGGAUUCGAGUGACGAUAUGAAUGCUAUGAGGACUUCAGAAACUCCACAGACACUUGAUCCAUCACAGGAAAUGUUACCACAGGCGAAAAUGACUGUUAUGCACAUUUAUAAAACUAGUCCAGUACAGUCACCGAAACAAACCAAUCAAUACCCAUCGAAACAGCCAAUGCAAGGUUCGAUUAUAUCAGAAACGCAAAUCUUUUUACCAGGCGGCCUACCAGAAGAAUUUACAAUUGAAAGAACUUCGGUUGUUCCACUUGAGCCAGUGCUGACACUAACCCCUACACUUGUUAAGCAGCAUUCCGUUAUAUCUGAAAGUGAAAAAACAGACCAGAAUAAAAUUCCAUCUAUUUCUGAUAGUAACUUGAAAAUUUCAACUGCCACAAUGAUCACAGAAAACAUGAAUGAUGAUUAUGAUCAUGUUCACGAUAGCACUGGCAGUGGUGAAACAUUACCGAAUGCCAAUAAAAGCGGCAAAAGUAAGAAUUCUCUAUUCUGUUUUAAAAGAAAGAAAUCACCAUACAAGACUAAAGGCACAACGCCUACUGCUGAUAAUAAAAUUAAAAAACCUACACGCAACAAACGAGCUGGAUGCUGUUCGAAGCCUUCCAAUGAAGCUACAGUUUCAAAAGAUACAACAACCUCUAAACAUCAUCAAGCUAAAACGUCAAGCAAUUCGCCAAUAUCUUUCACAAAUAUCACUGAAAUCUCUCUGUCUAAAGAAGAUGAAGCAAAAAGGAAGGCAUUCAAGGCUGAAGACCUUGGUGUAAAUGAAACUGCAAUACAACACAGAGAUGCAGAAUCCCAUGAACCUGUGCAAACUAAAGUUGAGGAAGUCGAAAAGUUACCACUAGAAGAGUUUGUUCUGCCACAGGAGAAUUUCGACGAUUACGGAAAUACAGACCAAAGAGAAGAAGAGCGGCUAGAACAACAGCAGCAACAACAACAACAAAUGACUUCGGACGAUCUAGAACUCGUCGAAAGUAAAGAUGUAGAAUUCGACGAAAACCUGCCUAAAAUUCAGCCACAAGAUGAUAUCAACAAAUCAGCUUUGCCUGUUCUAACUGAUCAUAAUGAAAAUCCAGAAAACUAUCCAACAUCAACAGGUACUGAACAGUUUGCUAUACAAAAAUACCCCUGUGAAUGUACAUGUUGUCGAAAUCAUCUUUCUAUUACAUAUUGUUCUCCAUCAUUAUUACUCGAUGACUCCGACACAGCAAUGGAAGAAAAUAUCAUCCCGGGUACUUUAAAUUUAAGAAUAGUCAAAUCAGUUGAUAAUACUGAACACGUACUUGCAGAGAAUAAAAUUUCAUUGAAUACGCUAUUUCAACCAGAUAUUGAAACAUUGAGCGAAAUAGGUCCAGUGAAUGCAGUGUACAAUGCAACUGAACAGAAUACGCCAUCAAAUGAGCAGCCAGUAAACAAUUUCCCACCGAAUCAGACAACUGUUACAAGCUCUAAAACUGCCCAACAACAGUAUGAACUUCCAUCUGUUACACUAACUAUUAAAGCCUCUACAACUAGUCCACAAAAAUGUAAAUUUAAUGAAAGAAAUAAUUAUUGUAUGUGUGGUUGUUCUCUUGUUAACAAGAAUACAAAUAUGCAACGUGAACAAACAGUCGAGAAUUCGUCUGCAGAAUGUCGAACAGAUGAGGAAUUCUCGAAACAGAUUACUGAGUCUAAAGUACAAGUAUCACAGUCACAGUCACCAUCAUCGCCAUUGUCAAGAGAAUCACAGAGAUCACCGCCAACACCGCCAAGAUCAGAAACACCACUACCACCACCCCCAUUGUCGAUAUCAAAACAAUCUGAACUAUCGAAAUCAGUACAGACGAUGACAUCGACAACAGAUUUUAAAACUCCAGCAUUACUAAUACUGCCUGAAACAGAUAUGCAAAAGUCGAUAGAAUCAAUGCCAAGCGUAUCAUCAACAAAGAUAAUAACAACACAUAAACACACACCUCCUCCUGCAACAGCAUAUGAUCGAAUGGUGUGUAAUUGUUCUGUUAAAGCCAAUCACUGUCAUUGUUCGAGCAGAAUAUGCACUUUCAGUCAAAUAGAACAAAUGCACUAUCCGUACAACUGUAAGCCUUAUAAAUAUAUUCUUUGUCCUACACAUAAAAGCUUACAACAGUGUGAAUGUAUAAUUCUGUGUAAUGAUAACGGACUUAGUGUUAGUCGAAAGUAGUCAACAAAGUAUGCAUCAAAAGCAUUUUGAGGAUAUUCAUCAUGAUGCUAAGGCAUAUCAUUUCUUUUUCAAUUGUUUUCAUUAUCAGGAAGCUUUUUGGCUUACACCUCGC
This is a messenger RNA of Trichobilharzia regenti, 5845 nucleotides long. Lineage: Eukaryota; Metazoa; Platyhelminthes; Trematoda; Strigeidida; Schistosomatidae. The record is from the annotation of a GenBank genome assembly.